Peronospora farinosa is the source of this 2808-nucleotide messenger RNA. The record is from the annotation of a GenBank genome assembly. NCBI's taxonomy places the organism in Eukaryota, Oomycota, Peronosporomycetes, Peronosporales, Peronosporaceae.
AUGGAAUCGCGUCUGGCAUCGACGUCGACCGCUUUCUAUGGGCGUCUGAUCCCACAAACAACUGAUGAAGAGCAAGUAGCUGCUGCAUUAGCUGCUCUAGAAGCUUCAAAUGACAGUGAAACACCCGCAACAAUGUGUCCUCCUGCCGUCCGUACGCUACGUAAUGCGGUACUACACGAGUCCCGCUUUUAUCGCGUGUUGUACGAGUCGAAAUUGUAUUCGAUCGAUUUUGGCGGGGUAUGCAAUUCCACAAUUUCUGCUGAAAAGAAUGACCCGGAACUUGAUGAGAUGCGACGACGGGUGCCAUCAUUGGUUGAAAGUGAUUAUAAAGUUGUACGGAUACAGGAAUUGGCCAAAUUAAAUACUGGACGCACAGCAUCGGCUCGAAGCAGACAGCAAAUGAUGCAACAAGAUCGGACUGCCUAUAGUGUUGUCAAGAUGCCGGACGAAGUGGUGGCUAGUAAUGGACGAUUACAGUGUCUUUUUGGAGCAAUGAAUGCACCGACGUGGUUUAUUCGUCUGGCACACGUGGAAAAUGCAUUUAUGAUGUUAUCAACAAAAGAGACAAGAAAAGUUGCAGAGUCUAAUGGAUUAGUGACGACAAAACAGUUUCUAGAGGUCUUGCCGGAAACUGAAAAGGAAGUCGUGACUAAGGGAAGGUUUUACUAUCGAGUGCUGGUACCUAUUGAGCUACGGAAGGCACCGGAUCUGCUGGCACCCGUGAUCUCUAGACAUGCGUUUAAGAAUGCAGAGGACAUUAUUGAAUGUCACGAGACGUAUCGCUGUCCACAGAGUGGGGUGACUUUUGUGAAGCUAGCAUACGAAGAUGGAUGGCUAUUUGAGACGUUAAAUUCAGGGAUUAAAGUGCUCGAAAGACUUGCGACCGAGCCUGAUAGUGAGUACGGCCAUUUCUUUUACGUGGUAAAGAUCCCAGUAGGUAUCCGAGUAGCACCUCAUAUUAUGGCCCAGCGAUCGGGAAAAGGCUUUAAGUUGCACUCGAUUGUAGAGGCGUCACAGCGUUUUACACCGCCUGGGAGUAAGAUCACAUAUGUUCGAGUGUGCAAGGACAAGAACUCUCGGAAUGGCUGUUCAGGUAGCCAUGCAGGUAGCACAGCAAGCCCAAAGUCCAUGGCGCGUAAACAUAGCGCUAGUGGCGGUGACAAUGCUGCUAUAUCGCCGACAGAGGAGAAUUCAUUUGCUUUGUUGUCGGCACCUUCGUCAUGCCAUGGAGGGUGGAUCUUUGAGACCACCAUGGAUGGGCAGGUGGUGCUAGAGCCGAUGGCAGAGCCGAAGGCGCGACAAGUGGAGCGACUCUUUUAUCGCGUCUUGGAGGAUGUGGAUGUGCUGCCUACACCGGCUGUUGGGAGAAAAGAAAGAGCGACAAUUGCAGUGUCAAGUUUGUCGAACCCGUCUAGUCCUCGAAGCAAACGGAAGCGUCUAAAAGACACGUUGAUUGAGUGUAGUGAAAGGCUUGUGCCUGCAGUGUCACCAGUCAUGGCAGAUGCCGGUGAAUCUGACUUGCCAGCGAUAGGUUUUGUGAAGCUACGUCACGAUGUCGGGUGGAUAUGUGAGCGACAGGUGCAAUUCCCGUACAAGCUGCUGCUGGAACAGGUUCAAGGCGAUGCCGUUACGCGCGAUUUACCAAAGUUCUACCGUGUGCUAGUGCCAGUGUAUUUACGCUCGGCUCCAGAUUUUGAGUGUCCGAGAUUGCCAGGGGUAGCUCCUAUGACAGCAGGUACCGUGUUCGAAAGCAGUCUCCAGUACACACCACCAGGUAGUCGCAUCACGUACAUCAAAGUGGCUAGUGCCUCUCAACCUACCGCAAAUAGUGCAUGCGAUGGUUGGUUAUUCCAUCAAACACCCAACGGUGAUCAGGUAUUGGAGGCCGUGGAUGAAGACCCAGAGAAGAAAAAUGGCAAGUUCUUUUUCCGGGUAAUUAGUGAGAAGAAGGAAGUGCUGCUUUCACCUGAGCGGACGGGCAAAGUUGUGCGUUGCCUGUCCGCGAACACAAUUUUUUCGGCCGAAACAGAGUAUACACUGCCACGCACACAAGAGAAAUUUGUGCGACUUACGAAAAAAAAAGGAUGGGUCGCACUUGACUCUCCGCGGUCCCAAACAGACAGUAUGUCGAGUGCUCCAUCCAGCCGCAGCAUCUUCCGCAUAAGUGCAAGUGGAAAUGGAGGCAAUGCACCUCGAACACUCAUGCAGAUGUCAGAAGAGCUUUAUAAUCUCUAUGCAAUGCCGCCGAGUUGGGUAAGCAUCGGGCAUCCGAAUCGUACGUGGUUUAAAGUUCCUGACGAGAAUUGUCGCACAAUCCUUGCAGAGGAGAUGGUGCUCCAGAUGUCUGUAUUCGAGUCGCGCAACAUAUUAGCGUCGAGUUCUCAGGGCCGUGAGAGUGUGCCUCUCUCACGGAAGGGAAAGCUCAGCCUGAAUGACGGCAAGAUUGUGUGGAACUGCACACUGGAAGAGAUCAAGCACCCGGCCAGCGCGCUGCUGUUCACUUUCCCAUGGAAACAAGUGUGGUGGAUAUUCGAGUUGGAGGGGUCAGGUGAGCGGCACUGUGUAGAAUUACAACACGGUCUUCGCGGUGGAUUCCGCUCCAUUCUGAUGGACGGCGAGCCGCUGCUACAGAACCGCAGCGUGAAGGGCAUGUUGUGGGAUUCCGGCAGCGAGUUCACUUUUACAUGGAACGAGCACACCUUCAAGGUGCUCAUUACACUUGAAGGUGCCUUCUUCUCGCAGUAUUUGCAGUUUUUCAGCUACACACUCGUAGUCGACCAGGAGAACAUUGUCCCCAGUAGACAGUAG